Messenger RNA from Teleopsis dalmanni, 2149 nucleotides. Its product is annotated as G protein-activated inward rectifier potassium channel 3-like. Gene Ontology annotation, cellular component: plasma membrane. NCBI's taxonomy places the organism in Eukaryota, Metazoa, Arthropoda, Insecta, Diptera, Diopsidae. The transcript is spliced from 6 exons. The coding region runs from base 200 to 2080 and encodes 626 amino acids. Gene Ontology annotation, molecular function: inward rectifier potassium channel activity. Gene Ontology annotation, biological process: potassium ion import across plasma membrane; regulation of monoatomic ion transmembrane transport. The record is from RefSeq and is a predicted model, not a curated record.
CGCGCGAAUUCAAAAAUUUUCAAACGCACCCAAAUACUUGGCACGCAACUAACUCGAUGAUUGUGCUCGGCUUGAACAAAAUUGAGUAUUGCAAAAAUAGUUUGCAAAAUUUUUGCUGUAAAUUGCCAAAAUAUUGCAUGCAUUUAUCGAAACAAUUGAAUUUAUAUACGAGUGCACGCAAAGAACCACAAUCCACAGAAUGAUUAUGGACAAAACAGAAAAUAUAGGCGAGCACGCCUGGACAAAGUUACUCGACGAUAAGGAUAGUACAGGAAAUGGAGCUGUGAUCGUUAGAAUGACAAAUUCCGACGGUAAACUUAUUAGUGAUAGGCACACAAUUGGCCAAAAAGAAACUAGUCCACUUACAAUGGAUCAUCUAGCACCGAUUUGUGGUAAGGACGGCGGUGACAGUGUGCUUGAUGGUGGUGACGGUUGCGGUGGUGGUAGUGAAAAUAGUGCAUCAGUUGCACGUAAAGAAUCUAUACUCGGUACAUUCCAUAAACAUUUAAGAAGAUCACUGAAAGCAGUUAGCGAGUCACCGGGUCCUAUAACAAGGUACCGCCAGACACGUUUUAGUUCGCGUCGUGUACGGAAACGUGUUGUGUUCAAACAUGGCGACUGCAAUGUCGUGCAAGGAAACGUCGCCAAACGACGCCGCAGGUAUCUACAGGACAUCUUUACCACAUUGGUCGACGCACAAUGGCGUUGGACUUUAUUAGUAUUCGCAUUAAGCUUUCUCAUAUCAUGGGCAUUUUUUGGAUUUAUAUGGUGGAUUAUCGCAUAUGCACACGGUGAUCUCGAAUAUAUAUAUAUGCGCGAUUUCCAACCAGAUCAGAUACAAAAUACAACACAUACCAUGUGUGUGACAGAGGUGCGCAGUCUUAUUUCGGCAUUUUUAUACUCAAUCGAAACACAACAUACGAUAGGCUACGGUAAUCGCUUCGUGACAGAAGAAUGUCCAGAGGCGAUAUUUACAAUGUGCCUACAAUGUAUAACUGGUGUCUUUAUACAAGCAUUUAUGGUAGGCAUUGUAUUUGCAAAACUCUCACGUCCCAAAAAACGUGCACAAACCUUACUCUUCUCAAGGAAUGCGGUCAUAUGUCAUCGAGAUGGUGUGCCGUGCUUGAUGUUUCGAGUGGGUGAUAUGCGUAAAUCUCAUAUUAUAGAAGCUCAUGUUAGAGCGCAAAUUAUAAGGAAGAAAAUAACGAAAGAAGGUGAAAUUCUGCCAUUCUUCCAACAAGAGUUACAUAUCGGUGCUGAUGGCGGUGAAGAUCGCCUUAUGUUCAUAUGGCCCACAACAAUUGUACACAAAAUCGAUCGUAACAGUCCGCUCUAUAUGCUAUCAGCAUCGGACAUGCUCAAAGAACGUUUCGAAGUUGUAGUAAUGCUUGAGGGUGUCAUUGAAUCUACUGGUAUGACGACACAAGCGCGUAGCAGUUAUUUACCUUCCGAGAUAUUAUGGGGGCAUCGCUUUGUAAAUUUAGUUUCCUUCCGAAAAGAGACAAGUGAAUAUGAAGUGGAUUACACUUUAUUCAAUAACACAUACGAUGUUGAUACCCCACUUUGCAGUGCUAAAGAACUAGAUGGAGUGAAGCUGGAGUACGCCAAAAAUGCUAAAAGCAGUUUAGAACGCGCACUUUCUGCUGGUUUGCUGCAGCAUAUAUCAAACCCGUCCGCGGAUCAUUUGGAUCCCGCUAGUGAUGAGUCUUUAGAUUCAGCACAUAAUCGUUUACGUUCCAAUUCCAUAUCGCAUGAGGGCUUAGCCGAUGAGCUACAGCCACUUAAUAGGCAGAUCAGCAAUAGUAACGCACAGCAUCGCACCUCAUUUACGCUGGGCGGUACCAUACCGAUAUUGGUCUCUAAUGCUUCCACACUUCCAACAAAUAAUCUACAAAGUAUUAAUGAGCACACAAAUUCCGGCAGCAGUAGUAAUAGCAACAGUAAUAACAGCACAACUAUUAAUAUAGAAAGUUUAAGUAACAAUAACAACAACAACAAUAAUAGCAGCCAAAAAAAACCGGGCAAUACUAGGCGAUUAUCCAUUAAACAAGACCAAUUGCCCAUAGAUUCAAUUUGCUGAUAUUUGCAGAAUUUAAUUGAAACUGUUCAAUUUUAGGAUUUUAACUAUUUUAGUUGAGAUGUUUUUUUA